This is a messenger RNA of Penicillium roqueforti, 447 nucleotides long. RefSeq lists its product as uncharacterized. NCBI's taxonomy places the organism in Eukaryota, Fungi, Ascomycota, Eurotiomycetes, Eurotiales, Aspergillaceae. The record is from RefSeq and is a predicted model, not a curated record. The transcript has a single exon. The coding region runs from base 1 to 447 and encodes 148 amino acids.
AUGGGGUUUUUGUGGUACUGCUGCGACUGCAAGUUUGGUCCUCACGAUUCCGCCCUCUACAUGGCCUGCAUCGAGUGUGGAAAGCCCCGUUGCUCUCGCUGCAUCUGUGACAAGGUCUCCAACAAUAUGAGCGUCCACUCGCACUCCCACGACUGCAAUCCAGUCUCUGCAUACCCAACUGCUGUUACCGUGCACUCUCCUCGCACACCAACAUUGAAGACCACAGCCAUGCCCAUAGUCGUACCAGACCUCCCUGGUCUACGGCCUCUACGGCGUGCCGACUACACAGACCUCUCAACAACACCACUACCAGGGACGAGGUACAACAGUGCCACCUACAUGUACAUCUGCUGUGGAUGCGGAGACGGGCCUAAAGUCUACAACCAUCAGCCCCAGUGUGUUCAAUGCAGCCACAUUGCCUGCAGCGAGUGCAAGCGCAUCAAGUGA